This is a messenger RNA of Engraulis encrasicolus (European anchovy), 1809 nucleotides long. Its product is annotated as hyaluronidase PH-20-like. Gene Ontology annotation, molecular function: hyalurononglucosaminidase activity. The record is from RefSeq and is a predicted model, not a curated record. The coding region runs from base 86 to 1450 and encodes 454 amino acids. Gene Ontology annotation, cellular component: acrosomal vesicle. NCBI's taxonomy places the organism in Eukaryota, Metazoa, Chordata, Actinopteri, Clupeiformes, Engraulidae. The transcript is spliced from 4 exons. Gene Ontology annotation, biological process: hyaluronan catabolic process; carbohydrate metabolic process.
CCAUCGGAAGUAAGUUAAAGGACAUUACUGAUAUUCAGAGGAAGAAAUUACAAGAAUUUCAGAGGAAAGAGGGAAUUCCACCACCAUGGAUCAUCAUCGUGUACACAAAGGAGCCUUGGGCCUUCUGGUCCAGGUGAUGCUACCUCUCCUGGCCUUGGCCUCCAGUACUGGUCCCCAGCUUCCACAGACUGCUGCCCCCCUGAUAGACGGGAAGCCAUUUGUGGUGAUUUGGAACAGUCCCUUGAAACACUGCACACAGCACAAUGUGCCACUUGACAUGUCAGCCUUCCAAGCGGUCACCACCCCUGAACUGGUGCCCAAUCAGUUCCUCAGCCUCUUCUACCGGGACCACAUGGGCCUGUGUCCAUGGACCGACUACAAGACAGAGAAUGAGUACAACGGCGGAUUUCCCCAGAACGGCGACCUCCAGGCCUCUCUGGCCAAGUCCAAGAGCGAUGUGGCCAAGUACAUCCCCAACUGGGUGCCAGGUCUCGGGGUUGUCGACUGGGAGGACUGGCGCCCCCUCUACAGCCGGAACUGGGGAACCAAGACAAUCUACCAAACGCUAUCCAUAGAAUACGCCCAGCAGCACGACCCCUCCCUCACCGCAGAAGCAGCCAAGGUCGUAGCCAAGCAGCAAUUUGAGAAGGCGGCCAGAGGUUUCAUGGAAGGCACGCUGAAGGUGGCGGAGAGUGAGAAACCUGAGUACCUAUGGGGCUUCUACCUAUUUCCAAACUGCUACAACUACGACUACGAUGAGCCGGGUUACACGGGGAAGUGCGGAGAGACCGUGGAGAGUCGCAACGACGAGCUCCUGUGGCUGUGGGAGGCCAGCACGGCCCUCUUCCCCUCCGCCUACAUGCCCACCACACUCAGCGACAACUACAAUGCCGCUCUGUUUGUCCGUAAUAUGGUGCAGGAGGCCCUUCGCACGUCCACGCUCCCCAAACGGCCCUACACCGCACCCGUCUUCCUCUACUCGCGCAUACUCUUCCGUGAACAGAACGAGCUCUUCUACAAAGAGAUCGAUCUGGUGAGGAGUGUAGGGGAGGCCGCGGCCCUUGGUGCCGCAGGAACUGUAAUAUGGGGAUUCGCUACCGACUAUCCUAAUGAGGCUGCAUGUGAGGGCCUAUCCAGCUAUCUUCUCUCCACGGUUAACCCAUACAUCGCCAACGUGACGGCCGCAGCUCAGGUGUGCAGUGACUUCCUGUGCCAAGGUAAUGGCCGCUGUGUGCGCAGGGACUACAACACGGACACCUACCUGCACCUGAACCCCGACCACUUCCUCAUCCAGCGCUCCGCCUCGGGCUACACGGCCACCGGAACACCCUCCACGCAGGACUUUGCCUACAUGUAUAACUACUUCACCUGCCAGUGCUACGCGGGCAAGAGCUGUUCAGUCUCCAUGCCCACGCAGCUUCCAGAGAGACCUCUGGUCAUACACAUAUAAUCCUCAUCACUCAUCGCUCUGGCCUCCUCUGAACACUCGUCCAUGCUCAUAAUUGUUCAUUGAUUAUAGUCAGGGCAGGACUGGCCAUCUGGCAUAGCGGACAUUUUCCAAUGUUAUUUUAUUUAGACUUGUUUGAUAUCAAUAUGUUAGUGAUUUGUACUACAUUUAGUAUUGUGCCCCUUACAUAAGCCAUGCUCAUGGUCAUCAGAUUGUUUUGAUUCCUGAUGAAUAAUUUUCCAUUUAAGCACAGGAGGCUUUAUACAGAUGAGAACAAUGAGAUCAAUGAGAACAUGGUUAAAGAUUCAACCACACAAUAAAUGUAGCAGCGCUAAUCCAAUACUUACAGAAUAUGACCCGCU